This is a messenger RNA of Bactrocera oleae (olive fruit fly), 8625 nucleotides long. RefSeq names its product plexus (gene px). The record is from RefSeq and is a predicted model, not a curated record. Lineage: Eukaryota; Metazoa; Arthropoda; Insecta; Diptera; Tephritidae.
GUCUAUUAUUUUUAUGGUAAAUAAAGCCAAAUUGAAUAAAAAGAAAACUAAAUACCGUUAUCUACCACUACAGAAAUCAUAUUUUCGAAAAUAAGCCGCAUCAAGGGAGUUCUGACGAGUCUCAAGGGAGACGAGUGCCCGCAAUUACAAUAGACCCGGAUUCUACUGCGGAGAUAGAUUGUCAUAUAAAAAUAGUUGUUCUGAGAUAAAAGAUAUUAUGUCUUCCCAUUACGUACGAGUAUGUGUUGAUAAAAAAUAAUAUAAAAAUAGUCGCUGUGAGGAAUUUCUAAACCAUCCUCAUAUUAAGCCUCUUAUGUAUUGUGGCAACGUUGAAAACCGAAAUUCUUCGUCCAAAAAUUUAAUCAAGAAAAUAUUUUCAAAAUCGCAUGUGGCAACGCCCUUAGUAGCCAAUCGGAAAAAAUGCUACAAAUGUCAGACAAUAGCAAACAAUUGGUUGACAGAAUUGUUCAAAAUGGACGCAAUAUCUUUGUGUUCCCAUUCUCAGAUCGCGUGAGCAGCAGUGAUAAGUUUUUGCAAUUUACUUUUCCUAAUAAAAAAGUGGAGUGUGAAAACUGAAAAAAAUGCCAAUGAAUUUAAAUUUGUGAUAUACUACUUAUAAAUGGGACGAAAGUGGAUAAUAAUUCAAGGGUUUACGUAAAAUUUCGUCCGGGUAGUGAAGAAACAGUCAAUAUACAAAUCAACUAAAACUGUCUGAUGGAAUUUUGUAAUACACCAAUUGCGAGUUUUCUUUGUGACCUCACUUUUUGUGUUUCGGCGUUUGUGUGUGUUUAGCGUACUUUAGCAGAGCGUAUUGUGCUGUCGUAGGUUGCCAAAACGAUGUUUGUAGCAGCAUUUUCUUUGCAAGUAUUAUUAAAACAAAAAAUGCGAUAGAAAUUCUCCAGCAACUGCAGUCGAAAAGUUAGUUAAAGCAGCCAGAAGUCAGUAGUUGAUGUGCGGUUGUUUGUGUGUACGUCAAUCCUAAACGAGCGACCGACUGGCUGGCUGGCUGGAUACGAAAAACGCAGUGACAGAAAAGAAAACAAGACCACAAAAGAAAGAAGGUAGUACAAGCGAUCGGAAAUUGUGCUAGUGACAAUUUGGCAGUUUUUUGUUUUACGCCAGCUUAUAUACCUUAUUCUUUUUUGGUUCAAAAUUAUAAUGGAUUAGUUAAAUAAUGCAAUACGUAGAAGUGCAAAUUUGUUUCCACGUAUAGCCAACUUGUGAAUGAAGAACCAACACAUUGCAGUGUUAAUUAUGAAGUACAAUAAUGUGUAACACAAGUAUGUAUAAUUAUUGUAGAAAGAGAUAAAAGUUUAUACAACAAAAAAAAAAUGUAUAAAUUUGCAGUAAAAGUACUGAAAAAAUACAAAGAAACCAAUUUUGAAAGUGCCUACAAACAAGGACAAAUUUGUAUUCCUUUGAAAAACAAAUAAAGUGAUAAAAGCGGAUUAUCGGUUAGCGUUCUGUCCGCUAAAACUAGUUUAUUAUAACAAAAAAAAAUAUAUAUACGCCUUUACGAUUUUAAAUUUCAUUUACCGUCUAAACGCAUUGAAUUAUAUGCAUUGUCAUCAUUUGUCUACACGAUCCCAAAAGUACAACGACGCAUACUUGCUGAAGUUUAGUUAUAUAUUAUGGAAAAAGGGAAAGUACAUGUGAAAAACGAGCAUCGUGGCGUGUCUGCACAAACACAACAACAACAAUUAACGCCAAAAAUUGCUGAAGGUCAUCCCACAACGUCACUCUCACCCGAAUUGAAAUCUGCGCCCUUUAUGGGAAUGCACCAUAACAUAGAACAUCCACCACAAACAGUGUACUACCAUCCACAACGCCCUUCAUCGAAAACGAAUACAACAAAUAUUUCGGAAUGUGAAACUAUCGGAAAUUCAGCUAAUGAUGGUGUAUUCCCUUUAUGUUACGUAUGCGGCGGUAAUGGUGGCUGCGAAUCUCUUCGCGUACGUCCUAAUCAGGAUUGUCCAACUGAACCGUAUUUUCCAUUUUUGGAACGACAUGAACCACCUAACGCUGUACCAAAGCUUACGUCUACACAAACAUAUGUAAUCGCUUGUAUGCUAUGCUAUCGAUCCUUGCGAGAGCAAUGGGACGCGUACGAACGGAAAAAGAAACCACAUUUACAACGUUUGUAUCAUAUGAAACGUGUUGAUGGGAAAAGUUACAUUGGCGCCGACAUACAAACACAAGGUGAAUACGCUGCACAGAUGCUUGGUCUCAGUGCUGAACAUUUGCAACAUGGUAAUUUGCAUGAAGAUUUUGCCUAUUUAAGUGGUGUGCCGCGAACGCCAAAUCGCGCCGAUUACGAACGUCCAUCGAAUGUGACGAAUCAAUAUUAUUCUUUACAACCGAACGAACCGUCAUUGUCAGUACAUUAUGCUCAAACGAAUAACACGCCUAGCUCAACGGCUCAACAAUACUGUGAUUAUUAUAAUCGAAACUUUAACGCUACCUUGAAUGGCCAAAUAACGCCACAACCAAAAGAAAAGCAAACUGGCACCACGCAGUUACCUAAGAAUGUGGCACAUAUGAAUGAGGAACCUGCCGCGGUUGAAACUCGUAAAUCUCUCGGUAGUGGUUCACCAUAUGACUCGUUAAAUAUAAAAUCGUCCUCAUUUGCUCAUCAUAAAUUUAAAUUAGGUCAGAUUUCGAGUAUGAAUUCAGCUUCAGCUCGUAAUGAACUAAACUCAUCAAAUGAAACUCAAAAGGUUCUUCAUACAAAUCCUGAAAGUAAACAACAACUACAACAACAGCAGCGGCAAGAUCGUAACAGUCCUCAAUACGACUAUGGCAUCGCAACUGGUGUUGUUGGUGUUGGUGUUGGGGGUAAUCACUCCAAUGCCGCGUCAAUGGCUGAUGUUAUUGACGAUGCAAGUGGUGCUGCCUUGGAUUUGCGUAACUCAUCAAAUAACAUCUGUGAACCAUACAUGUUGUCAUGCGGUACUUCACGCCAAAUGUUUCGAAAUGCCUCACCUAGUAAUAAUGCCACCAACCAAGUCGAUGUCGGCAUUCUCGACUUGUCAAUGCCCGACAAGAAUUCAUUGACUGAAGUUUGUUAUGUUUGCGGUGAUGAACAGCGACGUGGCAGUCUCAUCGAACUAAGCACUGUGCGUUCGAAGGAUGGAAAGGGUCGCCAUCAUCCAUACUUUCCGAUUUUCAAUGAACAAAUACCGCGACCGCCGCGCUCACGUCCCAAAGAUCCACGUGGCAUGAUACAAGCUUGUCAAUUAUGCUAUGAACAUCUUAUACAACAGUGGAAUAAUUACCAGACUACUCAAACACCUGAAAAUGAACGCUCCUAUACGUUACGUAAGAAACCUACAUCCGUCACGGAACGUACCACAUUUGUGUGUUAUACCUGUGGCGGCGACACGCCCUCCUCACGUUUGCGGCUUGUGUAUUGCUGUCCAAAUGCAGAGCGCGAACCCUACUAUCCUUUCAUAAAAACAAUGAAAGCUUUCAAAAAUGCUAGUCCAAUCAGUCCACAGGGCAUGGUGCAAAUAUGUUCCUCAUGCUAUGAAAAGCAUUUAUAUUUGGCGGAGGGUGGUAACAACACUACAAUGGCAGCGGCUACCUCUACCGGCCGUAUAUCUGGUGGACCCGCUGACAAUAAUGCGGCCGGUAGUGGCGUUGGUGGUGCCGCUGCAAUUUACAGCGUAGAUGGUGACGCAAACCUCAGCAACAACAAUGUGAUCGCAACAAGCGCUGAGGGUGCAGGACGUUACACACCCUCCGAAAAGUCGUUGGCCAACUCGGAUUCGACAAGUAAUGUGAAAUUUAAGCCAUACGAACCGAUUUCAAAUAGUUCUCCAUCCACACAGCGUGAUUUCAAAUUUGCACGACAGGGGGAUUCGCGUCCCAAUUCGCCGACAUCAUCAUCUCAGGGCCCUGGCGAGAGUGAGCGUGGACAAUAUCCUUGUUACAUUUGCAAAAUCCUUUGCGCCGCCAAUAAAAUGGAAUGGUUAUCCACUAGCGCUGAGCAUAUGAACUCGCAUGCCAUGCACUUUCCUUGCUUACGCAGCAGCAGCAAUAAUGGUCGUGAUAAUGUCAGCCUAAGUGGCAAUGGAAACACAGCCAAUAAUAAUGAUAAUAAUAAUCGUGUGCUUGCCUGUAAGGAUUGUGUGAAUUAUUUGGCACGCCAAUGGGAGACUAUGGAUGCUGAGCGUGUGCCAUUGGAGCAUAGAAGAUAUAAUAUACCUUCGCCGAUGAUCACUUCGAGCUCACCAAAUGGUUCACGUCAUGGUGGCCUAACUAUAACUACACCACCGUCUACGCCUUCCGUGUCUUCAACACCUGCCAGUACAUCGAUUUAUUGUUUUCUAUGUGGUUUACAUUCGGAUUUGACAUUGGCGAGGGUGUUGUAUGCCAGUAAAGAGGGUUCACGACCAUAUUUCCCACAUCUCCUCAAACACAACUCGCUGCCAAAUGCUGAACAAUUGCGCAAGGAUUACUCAGCGCUCGUUUGCACAUUUUGCUACCACUCCAUGUUGAAUCAGUGGCGCAAGUAUGAAGCGCAGACACCAGCUAUAGCACCAACCGAACGCAAAUACAAUUGGCAUGAUUAUAUUUGUCAUUUAUGCGGCAUUACGACAUACCGAAAACGUGUGCGCGCACUACCGGUUAAUGAGUUUCCAUUCGUGAAAAAUCGCAAAAAUGGCGAUGGACUUCUGUUGGAGAAUGGCGAAUAUGCUGUGGUUUGUUUGGAUUGCUACGAAAGUCUUAGGCGUGGAUACAACUGGGUGCCGCAACCACCACCGCCCGAGGACAGUCCGGAUGUUGCUGUAGCGCGUUUGCCAUGCGGAGAGCGUUCCGAUCGAUUUCCCAUCAACACCACCCUCAGAUCCAUAUCUAACAAGAAGAUCGCAUCGCCGAAGCAUGGUGAAAAAACUAAAGAUGUUCCUCCAAAGAGUGGCCAAAAGCGCCCAGCAACAAGUCCAGCUCCACCCAUCCCAUCACCACAUCAUAUACAAUCGCCCUCCACCACACCCGGCGCUGGCAAUAGCAGCGGUGGCAAUGCGGCGACGCAAAUGACGUCUAAUCCGGCGAUGCUGAAUCAUGUUAUGCCACCAAAUCAAUUGAGUGGCUUGCAAGCAGCCACUUUACAACAGCAACAGCAACAACAUCAGGCACAUCAACAAGCCGUUGCUGCAGCAGCAGCAGCCGCACAAGCGCAACAGCAACAAAUGGUCGGCGUACCGGGUGCAUUGAAUGCGGCACAAGCCAGUGCACGCGGACCCUUCGCCUCGGCAUUACGCAACUUGGCUAAGCAAGCCGACAUCAAAGAGGAAGACGAUAUCAAUGUGCGCGUCGAUCGCAACGAACGCGCAGUACCGCUAAGUGCGGGUAGCGGUGGUGGUGGUGUAUCAGGUGGCGGCGGUGCGGUCGGUGUUGCCGCAGCAGUGAGUGUUGCCAAUACGAAUGUUGUGAAUGUGUCUAAUACGGCGCGUUCAUCAAUGUCAAAUGAAAGGCUGCCACCCACGGGUGGUGGUGGGCAAAUCAGUAGUGUGGACGAACGUAUAAUGGCCAAAAAACGUGCAGGCUCGUCGCCGCAACCAGGCGAGAAGAUCGCACGCAUGUCUUCGCAACAAUCGGUGCAAAUGCAGCCUGAGUUAUUGGCGCGCAGCGGUUUUCAACCAUAUCGAUCGGAUGAGCGUCUGAUACAUCCGGCAGGCGCAUUUCCCUUGGAAGCCUAUGCCACCUUCGCCGGUUUGCCAACAAUGCCGCCAGGGCCGUUCUUGAGUCCAGCUGGUCUGCCUUAUUCCGAUCAAUUGUACUUAGAUCAACGCUUUCAAAUGCUACGUGCCGCCGGUUCUCACCACACACAUCCACAUGCUCUUUAUCCACCAAUGGCUUCGCCCUAUGCUUCUCAUUUAUAUUCAAUGAUACCGGGCGCUGCGCUUGGUUUGGGCUCUGCGUUGCAUGAACGCAUGAAAUUGGAAGAGGAACAUCGCGCGCGUAUCGCCAGGGAAGAGGAACGCGAAAGGGAAAUACAGCGGGAAAAGGAACAACGCGAGCGCGAACGUGAGCAAAGGGAACGCGAGCAACGUGAGAAAGAGCAGCGGGAACGGGAACAACGCGAAAAAGAGCAAAGAGAGAAGGAACAGAAAGAAAAGGAAGCACGUGACCGUGAGUUACGUGAAAAAGAGCGGGAAGCAAGAGAACGCGAAAGGCAAAUACUAUCAGCUUCGCAUCAUUACACAAGUCAGUUAUAUUCGCCAUUGGGGCGCAAUCUACUCGGUCCAAUGAUGCCGCAUUUGGGUUUGGGCUUGCGGGCACCGCCUGGUGCAUUACACAGUCUACCGAUGUCCGCCUAUCAUGCGGCGAGCCAACGUCAGAGCCCACACUCGGCAAUGGGUCUCAAUCUCGGUUUGCCCGGUUUGGGUAGUGUACCAUCGCUUUCGCAUGGUCCCGGUGGCUUACCGCAUCAUUUGCAACAAUCUGCAUUGGGCUUGGCACAUCCGAGUGCUGCUGGCUUAACACAUCCCGGCUUUCCUGGGGCCGCUUUGGGCUUAUCACACCACGGUAUAAAUUUAACACAUCCACAUAUCUCACCACACCAUCCGGCAAUGGUGCCCAGUCAUCAGAUUUCACCACAUUCAUCAUCGAUAGCCUCGACCUCGACCACUACCACAUCGCCACACAAUCUGAAUUUGAGUAUGCAAAGCAAUGCGGGUUCCAGCAUGAAGGUAUCAGUACCCAGUAGUGUUUCACAAACGUCAGUAUCGGGUUUGCAGUCCUCCACUAGCAUGACGCAAGCCACUUCAACGCUGUCCUCACACAUUCCGCAAAUGAGCAACUCACUUUAUCACUCGCAUCACUCUAGUCAGCAUCUAAGCAGCGCUGGACUGGCGCCAACAUCUGCGCAUCAACAGCCGCCGACGUCAAUGCCGCUUUCGCUAACUAGUAAUUCGGGCCGCAGCCAUUCGGCAUCGCCCAUCACAAUGAAAGCAACAUCGCAAUUGUCGAACAACAAUCCAGGUAUGCAUAAUCAAAACGGUGGACGCUCUGCCAGCAGUCCACAUACUUCACGUCAGCUGGCCAUGAGCCAAACGCAACACCAACAAAAUGCUGGUGUACACGAUAAGCAGAAUACUUUGGCGUCGAGUGCACUCGAGCCGGCCACACUAGAUCUGACCGGUUCGAAUUCCAAUUCUAGCGUGCAGGUCUCAUCCGUUGCUAGUAGUGGUGGCGGUCACAAUACACAUCCGAAUGAGCUGAACGGUGGUAGUGGCGUUGAAACAGCUACCAUUGGCGAACGCAAAGAAUCCGCUGCUACGACAGCGAAAAAUCUCUCGCUCAAUGUAAGCACCACCGAUAAGAGAAGUCCAUCAACAUCGCCCACAGUUGCCGCCAAAGAUAAUGCUGCCGCAUAUAAUAUGAGCGUAUCCAACAACGCCGAGGAUCCAACCCGACAAUGCAGUCCCAACAGCGCAAUGUCCAACGCAGCCGAGCCGCAUACAUCUGUAUCGCCACCAGCGAAACCAACAAUCGGUGGUGAUUCCAUUGGUGUUGCAGGACAUGGAGCCGGCGCAGGUUCAGGUAAUUACAGCAAUAAUUCCAAAGUUACGGCCGUACCGUCAGACAACAAUGUCAAGCCGACCAGUGACCCCUCGACCGGUAUUUUUGUGCCCAACACACAAAAUGUGCCGCCCAACGAAACCGUACCGCCGACAGUAGGCGCCACAGAUGUGCAGACGACAGCAACGCCGAACAACACCAACAACAGCAGCACCAGUAACCAUACGCAUAUUACCUCGCCGACGACUACCACGCCCGAUGCGUGUGCCAGUGUAGGCGGCGUGACCUCCACGACCGGUGGCAGUACGUCGCCGCCUGUCGUGAGCAGCAGCACGAAUAUUGUAAACAACAAAACACAACAGAAGACCAAUUGUGAUGAGACGGUGUCCAGUGCGACGCCAACAACCACCACAGCCGCGAUCGAGGUGAAUGGCGGUGGUGCUGCUGCUGGUGGCGGUCGGUGAUGCUGUGCUGCCGUGUGUCUGUUCGCCCAACGGCACCAACCAGUAAAGCAACAACUACACGGGAGUGCCUACGUCAAACGCUAUACUUAUGCGCUCGUAUAAAUAUUUCGUAACUGUAAUUACUUUAGCAAACUUAAGGUUAAGCCAAGCUUCAUGCCAUGUACCCGUUAAUGAAGAUCACCGUCUGCUCAUUUUUAUUUUACUUGUUUGUUGCUUUUUCCCCCAAUUUCAUUUACACAAAUCUCCGAAUUAUUUUAUUCUAUCGAAUUCUCUUUACAUAUCUAUUGGAUUAACGAUAUACACUUUUAUGUUAAAGCAACAACAAUAUAUCGGGAUUUUGCCUUAAUUAUAUAUGUCUAUUUGAAUUUAUGUGUAUAGUGUAAUUUUCAGUUCAUUUUUAAUAUUAUUAUUAAAUUUUCAUUUCAUUUCAAUUUUAGUUUAGUUUCUUAAGUAAUAUACAUACAUACCUACUAUGUUGGAUUCUAAUUAAGGUUUUCAUAGCUGGUAGAAAAACAAUUUGCUAACACAACAUAAACAAUAAAAAAAAAAACAAAUAAUAAUACCAAUAACAAUGCAAAGUAUGCAAUUUCGAAAUUACAUUUAUUUUUUGAAUUUAUGAAAUAAACUUUUGCAA